Molecule: messenger RNA, 425 nt
Organism: Chironomus riparius
Lineage: Eukaryota; Metazoa; Arthropoda; Insecta; Diptera; Chironomidae
Source: the annotation of a GenBank genome assembly
UUUUGUAUUUUUUCUUCAAUAAACGAAGCAUUUAGAACAAAAAAUAAAUAUAUUGUGAAAUAAUAAAUUUUUCAGUUAAAAUGACUGCCGAACAGAAUGACAACGACUGCUUAGGAUGUAGAUUAGCUUCAGCGGGUGGUCUUUACAUUGCAAGUGUAUACAUUUAUCGGCAGUCUCUAGGAAAGACGAGAUUGAAUAGAAACGGAAUGAUUUUAAUAUCUACCGCAUUUGGAUUAGCAGGAACAGUUCGUUUAUUUAAUUUAUAUCCAAAAAGAAAACAACAGGCGAGAGUGAAUAUAAGGAAUGAUGAUAGUUGAUGAUAAAAAGGAGAACAAAAAGCGACUGAAGAAAUUCCUCAUGUCAUAUACAUAUUGAUAAAGUGUUUACAUAGCUCUAUUAUUAGCAAUUAAGAUCUUAAUAAAGGA